UUUAGGUUUACACUAAAACAAAACAAAACGCAGUGCAGUCGAACAAGAAAACACCGCCUCCACCCUCACCCUCUCCGGGACCACCUCCUCUCCUCCGGCGCUGUCCUUUCUCCGGCCGUCCUCCUCCGGCCGUCCUCCUCCGGCGUCGUUCUUCACAGGUCACAGCGACCACCUCCUCUUCUCCGGCGCCGUCGUUCCUCCGACCGUCCUCAUUCAGCAGUGGUUCUUCACAGAUUCACGAUACAGAAAAUGCCCAAAAAGAGUUCAUCCAAAUCCAAACCAGGGCUGCAGAACCCUAAGGUAGCAAGUUGGGACAUGUCGAAAAAAACGACAUCUAAAUCACCCAAACCUGCGUUAAAAAAACAAACCUUAGCAAAGGAGAAACCAUCCUCCUCACCAAAACGAUACGGGCAAGAAAUCGAUGAAAUCUUCGGUAAGAAAAGAAAGAAACCCGAGGAGCAGAAGACUAGCAAAGCGAAUAAAAAACCAAGUAAAGAUUCAAAAGAUGAUGAAUCCGUUACCCGAAAGAAAAAGAAGAGUAAAUCUGGCGGUUCUAAUGUGGAUAUGUUUGAAAAUGAAGCGGUGGCUAAACCGAGGCGGAAAACUGCAGACGGGCUAACGAUAUACAGAGAAGAGGAGUUGGGGUUUGGUAAGGCGGAUGCCGGUGGUACCCGUUUAUGUCCUUUUGAUUGUGAUUGUUGUUUCUGAUGUUAUAUUAAAAAUAAACUGUUUUAUGUUAAACAUAGUUUUGACUUGUUUAGUUCAAUACUUCAAUUGAUUCUGCAAUCAUGUAACGUUAGUUUUUGGUUCG
Messenger RNA from Helianthus annuus (common sunflower), 811 nucleotides. RefSeq lists its product as uncharacterized. Lineage: Eukaryota; Viridiplantae; Streptophyta; Magnoliopsida; Asterales; Asteraceae. The coding region runs from base 250 to 708 and encodes 152 amino acids. The record is from RefSeq and is a predicted model, not a curated record. The transcript has 3 exons.